AUGGAGCUAACGCAAAUAGCAGAUGGCGUUAUAUCUGCUCUUUGUAAGUUAGAGGAGCUAUAUAAUUUGAGACAUCCUAGGUCUGCGGCUUUUGAAGAUCAGUGGCAUUGGACAAGAAGUGCCACCCUUACCGAGUUACAAUUCUUGUCUAGAUUAACUAGCUUGAAAAUUUUUAUCCCAAACCCGGAUCUUUUGCCCGAUAAUGACAUGCCUUUCAAAAAGUUAUCAAGCUUUACAAUAAUAAUAGGUGCUGAAAACAAUAUGGAGAACCUUUUGCGGGCUAAAAGAUAUUAUUCAAGAAAAAUUAUGAUCUCAGCUAAUGAGGUUACGAUUUUACGAUUGGUUAAUUGCCUUAAUCAUUUGGUAACUAGAAAAACAGAGUAUCUAUUUAUCUGUGGUUUACAAAACAUCUUUCUUGACCUUGUAGAUAGAGGUCUCAAUGAGUUGAAAAGUCUAACUGUGACUCAUCAGGAAGUAACAUAUCUCCUAAAUAUGUUGGAAAGGGAAUCAAAGUUAACAUUCCAAAACUUAGAGGAACUAGAAAUUCGAGACCAUCCCAACUUGGUUGAAAUAUGCCAUGGUGAACCCCCAAUCCAGUCCUUUGAGAAGCUCAAAAUUUUAGUUGUGCAUCAGUGCAACAAGUUCUUAAACAUUGUUCCAAGUCAUCUGUUACAGAGGUUUCAAAAUCCAGAAUCUUUUGAAGUACAUAAUUGUGAAGUAGUGGUAUACAUAUUCGAUUGUGAAGAGCUUAAGGUUGCAAAUGGAAAAACAAAGUUGCUCUCGUCAUUAAAGGAUCUAGAUUUGUAUCAUCUACCAGAGAUGACACAUAUAUGGAAGGGUGACUCUCAAUACAUAAACCUUGGCAACUUAAAGAUAAUGAGAUUGUGCACUUGCCCAAACUUAAUUAAGCUAUUUUCACCAGCUUUAUUGCACAGUCUUAUUUGUUUAGAAGAGAUGAAGAUAUUAGGUUGCAAAAAGUUAGAGGAGAUCUUCAUCUUCGGAACGAAAGAAGAAGAGGAAUAUGAAGAAAAAGGUAUAGUACCAUGGAGGAAAGAUCACACCAUAACCUCCCCAAGUUUGCGAAACUUGACUUCUAUAAGAAUAGAGGAGUGCUCUAAAUUGAAAAACCUCUUCACCCCGUCCAUAGUUAAAAGCCUGGUGAAGCUUAGCAGUCUUGCAAUAGAGGGAUGCUCAACACUACAUGAAAUAAUCACAAAUGAGGAAGCAUCAGUAGUACAGAGGAUUGUGUUUCCUAGUUUGUCCUCCUUGUUGCUUGGAAGGCUGGAUAACAUUGCUUGUUUUAGCUCAGGCCUAUAUUCCAUUGAAUUCCCAGUUUUGGAGACAUUCAAUAUAUAUGGAUGUCCAAAUAUGAAGAUCUUUAGUUAUGGAGAACAACUGACACCAAAACUCAAAAAAGUUGUGAUAUGUUUUGAAGAACGAUGGAUGGGUAACCUUAACUCCAUAGUGCAACAAUUGUGCAUACAAGAGGAGGAAUGGCAGAAACAGUUCCUCAACAAUGUAAAUGGUAUGAAUCAUGUUUGA
Molecule: messenger RNA, 1542 nt
Organism: Pistacia vera
Lineage: Eukaryota; Viridiplantae; Streptophyta; Magnoliopsida; Sapindales; Anacardiaceae
Exons: 2
Coding region: 1-1542 (513 amino acids)
Source: RefSeq, a predicted model, not a curated record